UGUUGCAUCAAGACGAUUCUCCUACUCCUGUAGCUUUGUCUGCAACAUCGAGUCUAACCCAUAUACUCUUGCCUUCUGCUCGUGUCAAACUAAUCACCAAGUCAGGGUUAGUUAUAUAUUGCAAGGCUUUAUUAGAUGGUUGUUCACAAGCAUCCUUUACAACACAAAAGAUUGCAGACUUAUUGAAAUUGCCAAUGCAAAAUACUAGGUCUGAAAUUACUGGCAUCAAGAAUGCUAAGCAUGCGAUGGAUAAAUGCAUAAACCUUGACGUGCAUUCUGCUGUUUAUCCAUUCAUAGUAACUGUCACUUGCCAUGUUGUUGAUAAAAUAACAGCAAGAUUGCCACAAAUUCCUAUUGACAUCUCGCACAUCGCAUUGCCUACUAAUUGUAAAUUGGCCGAUGAAGACUUUAAUAAGCCUGGUGAUGUGGAUUUGUUGCUAGAUGCUGGCAUUUUCUUUCAGAUUCUCCUGCCGCAAAUGAAGCUCGAUAAUGGAGAGCAAGCAACUAAACAGCCUAUUGUGACUGCGGGCACUGCAAGUACUCCGGCACCGAGCUUUACAACCUUGAGCGCUGCAGCUUCGAGUAAUUCAGUAGCAUGCGCCGCUACGUCACAAGGACCUACGCUAGUGCAGACACCAUUUGGCGUAAUCAUCGCUGGCCGCACGCAGCUACCUGCAAGAAAUUCUAAUCAGACUGAAGGCGGCUGCAACGGCUCAGUUGAUGGGUUCCUUGCCAGCACCACGUGUCACUGCUUCGCGCGUGUUCCAGAGGGUAGGCCUCGACUUCGCUGGGCCGGUCUCAGUCAAGAACAGCCGCAUCAGAAAAUCAAUAAUUGGAAAGGGAUACAUAGCUCUGUUCGUUUGUUUCACUACAAAGGCCAUACAUCUUGAGCUCUGUAGUGAUUUAACGACCGACUGCUUUCUCGCUUGCUUCAAGCGCUUUAUAGCCUGUCGUAACCUGCCCAGCGAGGUCUUUUGUGAUAAUGCCUCCACCUUUAAGGGUGCAAGGAAUCAAUUAGCUGAGUUGUGUCGCCUGCAUGCUUCUCAAUCCCAUAAACAAGCUGUGACAUCAUUCGCGGCUCAAAAGGGUAUACAAUUUCAUUUUAUUCCUAGCUAUAGUCCGGUAUACCGCCAAUAUAUGGGAAAGCGGAGUCAAGAGUGCAAAGCACCACCUAAAACGUGUCGUAGGCAAAAGUCUCCUUACCUAUGAACAGCUUAAUUCCGUACUUGUUGACAUAGAGGGCGUACUUAACGCACGGCCCAUUACAGCGGUAAGCAAUGAUCA
Cydia strobilella is the source of this 1284-nucleotide messenger RNA. RefSeq lists its product as uncharacterized. NCBI's taxonomy places the organism in Eukaryota, Metazoa, Arthropoda, Insecta, Lepidoptera, Tortricidae. The record is from RefSeq and is a predicted model, not a curated record. The coding region runs from base 195 to 890 and encodes 231 amino acids. The transcript is spliced from 2 exons.